AUGACCGACGCGAACGCUGGCUUCUACAUGCGCCUCGCAAGCUCUGAUGGCGACGAUGUGAAAUUCAUCCUGGCGGCUUGGGACUCUACGCUUCCGUUCCUCGCCUUGAUCGGAGCCGGUGAGAUGUGGGGUGACGAACCAUUUUCACAGCGAGCGGGUCAAAAACAAGAGGUCAUUGAUGUUAUCAAUGGAACGACGAAGGAAAUAGAUGGUGGUCGUCAAUUCUGGAUUGCCGAGACACGUCGUGCAGGAGAUAUCGUCAAGGUUGGGGCUGCCAUGACGCGUGAAGUCUUGCCUGUAUAUCUCACUGAGCAUGUCGAUAUGGGGAGUCAUCGAGAUGCCAGCAGUUCCCUCUUAUACCUGGAACUAUUGAUUGCCGACCAUUGA
This is a messenger RNA of Aureobasidium namibiae CBS 147.97, 387 nucleotides long. RefSeq lists its product as uncharacterized. The record is from RefSeq and is a predicted model, not a curated record. The transcript has a single exon. Bases 1 to 387 code for a protein of 128 amino acids. Lineage: Eukaryota; Fungi; Ascomycota; Dothideomycetes; Dothideales; Saccotheciaceae.